CACCCAGGAGAGAGAGUCCCCCAUGCCAAUUCUCCCCCAUUCCGGGGAAAAGAGACCUACCUUAUAUCACUGCCCCCCUCCUUCCGGGGAGAGAGAUCCCCAUUUCACUGCAUGGUCUUCUGGCAACUGCCCCCGCUUCAGGGAUAGGACACCCCCACCCCCCGGUGUGUCAUUCUGUAUGGGUGGGUGCUGCUAGAGCUCUUCUGAUGUCACUGGCUCCCUGGAGACAGACAUCUCCAUGCCACUUCACCCCCAGAGACAUCAGCUCUGUUCCCAUGUCACUGCUCCCUCAAGAGCCACCCUCAGCACUGAGAAGCCUUCUGCUGUACCUCCUACAGCUCCCCUAUCCCUGACCCUCCAGGUGAGAGAAGAAGGGAGAGGCUUGGUGGAGAGCCAGACCUCUGAGGUAAAUUAAUCAGGGAGUUGAAUCCUGUGAGUCCCAGGCCCUGGCAGAUUUUGUUCUCUCACCCAGUGUUCAUCAUUAUGUGUUCCAGGAAAGAUCUUUCGUGUUGCAUCUCUCCAAGCAGUGUAGCACAACAGGCCUUAAUGGAGGUGACACUGUAGAACUGGGAACAGCGAGACAGGGCAUGAUGGGUCAAGAGCCUGCAGAAAAGGGGAGAGCUAGAAAUCAGGGCAUUGAUAAAGCAAUUUCACAUUUGACACAAAUUCAAGGAAGGGAGCAAGGCAUUUAGCUAGGUGAAGGGAAAAGUUUUAAGCUUACAUUUGAAGAAGAAACUUGAUUGGAUUGGCUCAGAGGGAGAAAGUGCCAGGUAAACAGGCAGCAAAAAUAAAAGCUUAAAACCUUCCCCCAGUUUCGGCGAAUGAAGCAGAAAGAGAGGAAGCCAAGAUUAGAGGAGUAGUAUGCGUUUAUAUGGGGAAUAAGGUGGAUGUGGACCCAGAGCAGAUUGAAGAGAGAGUCAGUCAAGCAUGCCAGACACCAAGAUGGCAGUUUUAUAUUGCAUUCAGAAAUGGAGAGGAAGCCAUGGCUGGUGAUUGAGAUGGGAGGAUGGAUAGGAAGGAACAGUUUAGGCAGAUAGUGAAGGGUGAUGUAUGACAGGGGGAAUAUUAAUAAAUAUAGUUAGUGAAGAUUUUUUCUUCCCUAGGUUCUCAACGAACAUUUCUGCAAAUCAUGGUUCCAUGGUCAAUGCCAUCAUAUCAAAAUGGAAAUCAGAACCAGGUGUCCUAUGUUAUUACAAUAGAAGAGAGGUCAUAUACCCUUCACCUGAAGCAACAAGUUUUUUUACCCAAUAAUUUCAGGGUGUAUACUUACAGCCAAGAGGGGUCUGUUCAUUCUAAUUUCCCACAUAUUAAGCGUGAUUGUUUCUACAAAGGCUAUAUUGCAGGUUUUCCAAAUUCAGUUGUGACACUCAGCACCUGUUCUGGACUUAGAGGGAUACUGCAGUUAAAGAAUGUCAGCUAUGGAAUUGAACCUUUGGACUCUACACCUGGAUUUCAGCAUCUAGUUUAUCAAAUAUGGAAUGAAAACAUAGAGAGUCUGCUUUUUGUAGAAAAUGAUUCUGUUAUAUGGAGUGAAGGGAUGACACGAAAGCUGGAUACAGGAAUAAAAGCAAAACAGAAUUUCCUCAGAUACUCCAGAUAUCUGGAAAUGCAUGUGAUUUUGGACAAGGCUCUGUAUGACUAUAUGGGUUCAGACAAGGAUGUCGUAACGGAGAAAAUAGUCCAGCUUAUUGGCUUUGUCAACAGUAUGUUUACCCCUCUUAAUAUGACAAUUGUACUGUCUUCAUUGGAAUUCUGGGCAGAUAGUAACAAAAUUCCUACAACAGGGGAAGCUGAUGAAUUAUUACGAAGGUUUUUACAGUGGAAAAAUAUCCAUCUUAUUCUACGGCCACAUGACAUAGCAUAUUUAUUUGUUUACAGGGACCAACCAAAUUAUGUAGGGGCAUCUUUUGCAGGAAAUCUGUGUCUGAGAAACUAUUCCGGAGGGGUUGCUCUGUAUCAAAGAACAAUAACACUGGAGACAUUUUCAGUCAUCAUUGCACAGCUGCUCGGGCUUAGUCUGGGAAUAGCAUAUGACGAUUCUAGGGACUGUCAGUGUUCAGGAUACACCUGCAUAAUGCAUACCAAAGCAGUACAUUCCAGUGGGACAAAGGCCUUUAGCAACUGCAGUAUAGGAGACUUUCAAAGUUUCAUUGCAAAUGGAGAAGGAGAAUGCCUUUUGAACAAACCGUAUUUGAAUGCAUCUUAUAGAGCUCCCGUCUGUGGCAACAAAAUAGUGGAGGAAGGAGAGGACUGUGACUGUGGCACAAAAAAGGAAUGUCUAUGGAAUCAGUGUUGCCGACACACCUGUAAAUUUAGACGAGACAUCAAAUGUAUCAGUGGAGAUUGUUGUUGGAAAUGUAGGUUUGUGCAAAAGGGUACAUUAUGUAGAAGCACUAGCGAAGAUGAUUGUGAUCUAAUAGAGUACUGCAAUGGUUCCUCUGCACACUGUACACCUGACUUCUGGGUCAUGGAUGGGCACCCAUGCAACCGUAAUACAGCCUAUUGUUUCAAAGGAGUGUGCCAAACUGCUGAUAAACAGUGUAAAAAACUCUUUGGUAAAGCUUCAAAAAGUGGCUCUCUCGCAUGUUAUGAAGAAAUUAAUGGUCAAAAGGAUAGGAUGGGACACUGCGGCUCCACUCAGGCGGGUUACCAGACUUGCGAAUGGAAGGAUCUCCAGUGUGGGAAGUUAAUUUGUCAAUAUCCGAGUAAUAGACCAUUCAUUAAGGAAAAGGCUGCUGUCAUUUAUGCUAGGGUGCAGAAUUCCUUAUGCAUAACUUUAGAUUAUAUGAAGGGGCCUCAAGUGAAGGAUCCAAUGUUGGUGAAGGAUGGUACUCUCUGUGGUAAGCAAAAGAUUUGUAUGAACCAGAAAUGUGUAGAUGCUGCUGUCCUGAAAUACAACUGUGAUGUAAAGAAAAAAUGCAAUGACCAUGGAGUGUGCAACAACAGAGGAAAUUGUCACUGUAGGUCUGGCUGGCUGCCACCAGAUUGCAAAAUUUCAUCAAAAGGAUAUGGAGGGAGUAUUGACAGUACUUUCAAAAGUGAUGCAAUCAUUGACAGACUUCACCGGAACACUUUGAAGAACUGGCUUCUGCUAAGUUUCUGUCUCUUUCUGCCUGUCCUUGUUUGUUCUAUCAUCAUGAUUAUAAAACGAAAUGAAUUGAAUAGAUGCUGCACUAAGGAAGAAUCACAAGUUGAUGAAUUAGAAGACAUGGAUCAGUCAGAAAAUCCAAGUGUAUAGCCAAUAACACCAGAAGGCUGGAAAUUAUAUAAGCAGUCAGUUUAAAGCAGAUGGCAAAGUACUUCCAGCAUGGAACCUCCGAAUGGACAGUGCAAUAUAUAACCAGCUUUUAAUUUGGAGUUGUUUUUUUAAUUAUUCAGGUUAACUAUUUCCAUCCCCCCAUAAAGAUUGAGUGGUUUUUUUUAAGAAAAAAAAAGUAAUAGUACUGUAAAGCAAAGACUGAACUUAAAUUUGUUGUAUAUGUACAUUUUCCUGUACAUAACCACUAAACAUAUUUAAUGAUUUAUAUCUAGUGUAAAUUCAUGCCAGUCAUAGGGCUUGAAAAUUGCACUUUCCCAUUUGCUAAGAUGAGUUAGAAGCUUUUGGGGGUGAGAGUUACUUCACUUUCUGCAGAAUUCAAGCUUUCAUUUGAGGGUCGGAUGUUUCUAGUCCUUAACAGUUCCAAAGACAGCCUGACAGAUAUAAUCAACAUAGUGCUGUCUGAGUCUGUCUCCAGACAGCCUGAAACAAUAGCUUGGUGUUAGAGGUUUGAACUCCCACAAUCAUCUCAAAGGGGUGUUCAAUUAACUGUUCUCUCAUAAACCACUGAAGGAGCAAACCCCACAAGGUGAGGAUUCGGAAGACACCACAAGCACUGGCCAGCAGAGCUGGCGAGCAUUUGAGGAGAGUAUGCUGCAUCCUCCUUAGGCAAUGUAGCAGUAGGAGUUCCCCGUGAGAACUCCAUUCUGCCUAACACAGGCUAGUGCCUAGAAGGCAUUUAUAAGCCCUUAGGAAUUCCUGUAGUUUAAAUAAUUUAGUUAAAAGAUAGUAAUUUGAUUUCUCAUAAAAAUUGCUCUAGACUUUAAUAGUUUUUUGACCUGACUUCAUUAUAUUUUUUCUGUGGGCUAUUGCAAUGAAAAUUGGGGAAUAUUUUCUCUUCCUGCACCUCAACUGUGAACUCUUAAUGGAUUCUCAAUUUGCCUAGGAAAUGUUUGUAACCUUUUAAUUUUAUUUUGGAGGAGUCUUCUCCUUAUGUAAUUCUGAAUUGGAUGUUAAUUAAUUACAAA
Chrysemys picta bellii (western painted turtle) is the source of this 4284-nucleotide messenger RNA. Lineage: Eukaryota; Metazoa; Chordata; Testudines; Emydidae. The record is from RefSeq and is a predicted model, not a curated record.